Molecule: messenger RNA, 1975 nt
Organism: Megalopta genalis
Lineage: Eukaryota; Metazoa; Arthropoda; Insecta; Hymenoptera; Halictidae
Product: WD repeat-containing protein 55 homolog
Molecular function (GO): protein binding
Source: RefSeq, a predicted model, not a curated record
GCCCCCACCUUGGCUUACUAUGGUGAGGUACUACUAUACCGAUGUACCAGACGAGUUUUGUAAAUAGUAUGUUUGAUACGUGCGAACAGUUCGGAAGUGAAACGAUUCUACUUUUCAAUCAUGCGUUUCAAUAGAGGAAAGUUAAUAGGAGAUUUAUUUGAUGACUGUUACGAUAGUGAUAAUGAUAGUAUACAAGCUUCUACCGAUAGCGAUGACACUGUAAGUAGUAGUGACGAAUCUGAAUCAGGAAAAGAUGAUCGUGCAGAAGAAAAUUCAAAUAAUAAUGAGAUUCAUACCCAUACAAGUGAAGACACGGAACCUAUAAUACUAAAUGAAGAUGAAGAAGAAGAUGAAGUUGUUAAAGCCAUUAUUAGAUCGGGAGAUGUACAGAGAAAUCAUCCUCCUCCCAUUGAAACAGAAGAUCAUGUAGUAGAUAUAUGCUUUCAUCCAAAUGCAAAUGUGAUUGCUGUAGCUAACAUAAUAGGCGAUGUUCACCUGUAUAAAUAUAGUAACACUAGAACACAACUUGCUUCAAUAUUGGAACUGCAUCUGAAAGCAUGUCGUGAUAUAGAAUUUAAUGGAGACGGAACGUCAUUAUUUUCAGCUGCUAAGGAUCUAUCUGUAAUGCUUACUGAUGUAGAAACAGGAAAGCUAAUAAGAUUAUAUGAGAAUGCACACAAUGCACCUGUGUAUACCAUGACUGUAAUUGGCGAACAUAUGCUCGCAACUGGAGACGACGAUGGAAUAGUAAAAUUAUGGGAUCUUAGACAAAGACGAGAUGAUCCUACAUUUUCAAUAAAGAAGAUGGAAGAUUAUGUAAGUUCUAUCAUAACAAAUAGAGAUGGGAAAUAUUUAGUAUGUGGGAGUGGUGAUGGCUCUCUCACAACGUUUAAUAUACCAGGAAAAAAAUUUCAUGUUCAGUCGGAAGAAUAUGAGGAGGAGUUAACAUGUCUCGGUUUAUUUAAAAAUGAAACAAAAAUUUUGGUGGGAUCUAGUAAAGGCAAAAUGUACAUAUACAAUUGGGGAGAGUUUGGACUCCAUUCUGAUGAGAUUCCUAGUGUAACGAAAAAGGCUAUAAAUUGUAUGAUUCCAAUUACCCAGAAUGUAGUAAUUACGGGCGGAGAAGAUGGAGUACUCAGGGCUUCAAGCUUGUAUCCACGUAACGAUCUUGGAAUUGUUGGACAACAUAAAUUCUCCAUUGAAACCAUUGAUAUAAAUAGUGAUGGCACUUUGAUUGCAUCUUCUUCACAUAAUAAUGAUGUCAAAUUUUGGAAUGUACAAUAUUUCGAAACAUUAGAUGUUACUAACCGCGUGAAAGGCGGCAAACAAAAACAACUAAAACAUAACCUUCCAAGUAGUAAAGUCGACAACGCGUCGAGUUUUUUUUCAGAUCUUUAGAAUAGAAACACAAAUAAUAAUUAUAUAUUAAAUAUUGUAUAUUUAUUAUUAAAAUUAUAUUUUUCAAUAUGAUUAUACAAAUAAGAAUGUACUGCGUAUUCUAUGGCUGUGUAUGCACACAAGCCCAAUCCCUCGUCUAUGAUUGGAUAGUACGAUACCGUUCUCAAGAAUUAGCAUAGUAAAGCCAUCUAUGUACUACAUUUUCAAAAUUAUCAACUAUGGGUAAUUGUGGCGAACAGCUUGGACAUUUUUUCACUAAAUGGAUUGGCGCUGUACAGUGAUACAAGAGGCGCCAUAAAUCCCUCAGUGGAGGUAAACUUGAACUGUUUUUAAUUAAAGAAAAAGGAAACACUUCUAGAGGGGAUAAUCCGAAAAUUUCGAGUCAAGAAUUCAUCUCAGAUACGAGUGAAGUUCUCUCACGUCUCUAUUGAAAACCAUUUUCACAAACAAUGUUGCAACAUACUUUGAUACACAAUUUUAUUUUUAUGAUAGUUUAAUUGUCAUACACUUAUACUGAAAGUUGAACACUGUAUUAUCUGUAUUUAAAGAUGACAAUAAAAUUACGUAUAAAUAUAAA